ACUUCGAUUACUAAUUCUUUUUUGGUUGGAAACUUCCCACAAAACCUUUUCCCACAAGAUCCCCACCACACUUGUUUGUGUCUUUCUUUAAAGCCAAAACAUGUUCUUUGUUUUGUGCCAUAACACAACUACCUUUUAUUGAACCACCUUCUCUCUAACAAUUUCUCUCCUUAAACUUUCAUCUCAUAAUUCUUCAAAUUCUUAUAAUUUUUUUCAUUGAUAUGGGGGCUGGUAUUUCUACAAUUAAUGAAGAUCAUGAUGGAUAUUUUUCUUCUUCCAAGACUUGUCUUGAUGAUAUUCCAGAAAGUUGCAUCUCUUCCAUUAUGAUGAAGAUGGAUCCUCAAGAGAUUUGUAAAUUGGCUAGAGUUAAUAAAACUUUUCAUAGAGCUUCCUCUGAUGAUUAUGUAUGGGAAUCUAAGUUGCCACAAAGCUAUAAGUUUCUAGUCAACAAAAUUAUUGGGGAAGAAAAAGUUUGUUCCAUGACCAAGAAAAAGAUCUAUGCUAAACUAUCUCAACCCAAUUUAUUUGAUGAGGGCACAAAAGAAGUUUGGUUGGAUAGAUGUAGUGGACAAGUUUGUUUGUUGAUUUCAUCAAAAUCUUUGAAGAUAACUGGGAUUGAGGAUAGAAGAUAUUGGAAUUAUAUCCCUACUGGGGAAUCAAGGUUUAAAAGUGUUGCAUAUCUUCAACAAAUGUGGUGGGUGGAAGCAUCAGGGGAACUAGAAUUUGAGUUUCCAAAAGGGAAUUAUAGUUUAUUUUUCAAACUUCAAUUGGGAAAGCCCAUAAAGAGAUUGGGCCGAAGAGUAUGCAAUCUUGAACAAGUACAUGGUUGGAACACAAAGCCCAUUAGGUUUCAACUAUCGACAUCCGACGGUCAAAAUUCGCUCUCGCAGUGCUAUUUGAAUGGGCCAGGGGAAUGGGCCUAUUACCAUGCUGGAGACUUUGUCAUUGAGAAGCCCAAUGGGCCCAUUAAUAUUAAAUUUUCUUUGGCCCAAAUUGAUUGCACACACACCAAAGGUGGUCUUUGCAUAGAUGGGGCAGUGAUUUGUCCUAAGGAGUUAGCACAUAAGUUGAAACAAUUUUAGCUUAUUCAUACUCAAUAGUGUUUUUUUUAAUUAAGCAUUUUUGUAAAAGAAAAUGUAAAUUUUUGUGCAAUUUUUUUUUAAUGUUUUCGGAUUAAAUAUCAUUGGGGAAAGGAUUGUUGAAGAAAAAAAUGUUGGAUUUUGAGAUCAAAUAACCUUGGAUCUUCUGUGAUGAUUGCCCCUACUUUUGUGUAGGUGUGAGUGUUCUUUUUUUCUAAUGUGUAUUUUAAGGAAUUAGGAUAGUGAAAAAUAGUGCCUAAUUGUUGAAGGUGUAAAUGUUGUAGAGAAUGAUUUGUUGUAAUAGUUUUGAGUCUUUGUUGGCAUCAAAUGUUAUGAUGAUCUGCUCCUGUGCAUAUAUGAUGAAAAGGGUUCCCUUGUUAAAUGUUAAAAAUAGUUGUCUUAUAUUAUCAUCUUUU
Messenger RNA from Vicia villosa (hairy vetch), 1495 nucleotides. Its product is annotated as F-box protein PP2-A13-like. The transcript is spliced from 3 exons. The record is from RefSeq and is a predicted model, not a curated record. Lineage: Eukaryota; Viridiplantae; Streptophyta; Magnoliopsida; Fabales; Fabaceae. Gene Ontology annotation, molecular function: protein binding. The coding region runs from base 222 to 1082 and encodes 286 amino acids.